AAUGUGCUGGUACGGGGUAUAAAAACUUUGGGUUUAUGAGUCUCAAUAACCACUUCAAUCCCAUUUUUUCUAGUUCCAAGAAGAAUCUAUGCCCAUCAAUCUUUCAAGUCAUCAGUUCUCAUCACUAGUCCUGUGCAUCAUCUGAUCUGUUGGAGCAGUGGCGGAAGUUGGCGCAAGCGUUGCUGGACGGAGAGAUUUUGUAAUCUAUUGCCGUUGUGCUCCAGCGGGCAUGUUCAUCAGCGACGGACUCACAUGGUCACUGAAGAACUCGUCGUCUACGACAACUAGUUAUUUUAGGUUACUAAAUAGAAGAAGCAAUUCUUCUUCCCGAUUUUUGUCCUUGUUGAAUGUGACCCAUUUUUGCACGUUCCCCAACAAUUUGCCUUCUUCGAAAAGGAAGUCUCGAGGGCCAGUGAUGUCAGCAAAGAAGGCUUCUCAAGAUUCAAAGAAGGAAGAUGGGAUGUAUAAGCACACGGUUGAUCUGCCAAAAACAGCAUUUGGUUUAAGAGCAAAUUCUGUAAUUAGAGAGCCAGAACUUCAAAAACUAUGGGAAGAAAACCUUAUUUUUAAGAGAAUAUCUGAGAGAAAUACUGGGGGAGCUUUUGUUCUUCAUGAUGGUCCUCCUUAUGCAAAUGGUGAUUUACACAUAGGUCAUGCUUUAAAUAAGAUUUUGAAGGAUUUCAUUAAUCGCUAUAAGCUUCUUCAAAACCGUAGAGUGAAGUAUGUGCCGGGUUGGGAUUGUCAUGGCCAACCAAUUGAGUUGAAAGUUUUGCAGUCACUAGACAAUGAUGCUAGAAGAGAGCUAACACCCCAAAAGUUGAGGACAGUUGCAGCUAAAUUUGCUAAAAGCACAGUGCAAAAUCAGAUGGCAUCAUUUAAGAGGUAUGGUGUAUGGGCAGAUUGGGAUCAUCCAUAUCUUACUCUUGAUCCAGAAUAUGAAGCUGCUCAGAUUGAAGUAUUUGGCCAGAUGGCCAUUCAUGGCCAUAUUUAUAGAGGCAGAAAACCAGUUCACUGGAGUCCUUCAUCUCGAACAGCUCUUUCAGAAGCUGAGUUGGAGCAUAAUGAGGAGCAUGUGUCAAAGAGCUUAUAUGCCAUAUUUAAAUUAGUCAGGGCUCCACCUGGUUCAGACUUAUUGAAGGAAUUCAUUCCUAAUUUGUAUUUGGCAAUUUGGACAACUACACCCUGGACAAUUCCAGCCAAUGCUGCUGUUGCACUGAAUUCAAAACUUCAGUAUGCUAUUGUUGAAGUUCAGCCAGUCUCAGUAGACAAUGCUAUAAGCAGUGGUGGAGCAAAGAUUGCUGGAAAAUUGUUGAAAGGGUUUGAGAAUAUGUUUCUUAUUGUGGCACUGGAUCUUGUUUCAACCCUGGAGGCAAAAUGGAACUUAAAACUUGUUGUGAAGAAAACUUUUAUGGGCUUAGAUCUUGAAAAUAGUAGGUACACCCAUCCCAUUGAUAACCGAGAAUGCCCUGUUGUCCUUGGUGAUGAUUACAUUACAACUGAGUCAGGAACAGGGUUAGUUCAUACAGCACCUGGUCAUGGUCAGGAUGACCACAAAACUGGCCGCAAAUACGGCUUGCCAAUACUUUCCCCUGUAGAUGAUGAUGGAAAAUUUACUGAAGAGGCAGGACAAUUCAGUGGCCUUGAUGUGCUUGGUGAUGGAAACAUUGCUGUUAUUCAAUACUUGGAUGAACACCACUCCAUGAUCAUGGUGGAGCCAUACAAGCACAAGUAUCCAUAUGACUGGAGAACCAAAAAGCCUACAAUAGUUAGGGACACUGAGCAAUGGUUUGCCUCUGUGGAAGGAUUCCGAGAAGCUGCUAUGGAUGCAAUCAAGGAAGUUAAUUGGGUACCACCCCAGGCGGUGAGUCGUAUUUCUGCAAUGAUUUCUAUCCGUGAUGACUGGUGUAUAUCCAGACAAAGAGCAUGGGGUGUUCCCAUUCCCGUCUUUUACCAUGUGGAGUCAAAGGAGCCGCUUUUGAAAGAAGAAACAAUUAGUCAUAUUAAAUCAAUCAUUUCUCAAAAGGGUAGUGAUGCAUGGUGGUAUAUGACAGUUGAAGAAUUACUUCCUGAUAAGUACCGUGACAGAGCAUCAGAAUACGAGAAAGGGACUGAUACAAUGGAUGUUUGGUUUGACUCAGGCUCUUCAUGGGCUGCUGUGCUGGAAAAGAGGAGCGACCUUCAUUACCCUGCAGAUUUAUAUCUUGAGGGCACAGAUCAGCAUCGUGGUUGGUUCCAAAGUUCUUUGUUGACAAGCAUUGCUAGCAAAGGAAAAGCCCCUUAUUCUGGGGUCAUCACCCAUGGAUUUGUACUCGAUGAGAGAGGGGAAAAGAUGAGUAAAUCUAAGGGAAAUGUUGUUGAUCCUAGGACUGUGAUUGACGGGGGGAAAAGCCAGAAGGAGGCACCACCCUAUGGUGCUGAUGUCUUGAGACUCUGGGUUUCAAGUGUAGACUAUACAGGUGAUGUGCAGAUAGGCCCUCAAAUCCUCCGUCAAAUGUCUGACAUGUACCGGAAAUUGCGAGGAACUUUGCGGUUUCUCUUGGCAAAUCUGCAUGAUUGGAAACCCAGCUAUGCAGUUCCAUAUUGUGACCUUCCAAUGAUUGACCAGCAUGCUCUAUUUCAGCUCUCCUCUGUUGUGAAAAGCAUCAAAGAAAGCUAUGACAGUUAUCACUUUUACAAGAUUUAUCAGAUCAUUCAACGCUUUGUCAUUGUUGAUCUCUCCAACUUUUACUUUGAUGUAGCAAAAGAUCGACUUUAUGUUGGGGGGAGUAGUAGUUUUACAAGAAGAAGUUGUCAAACUGUUCUUGCUACUCAUUUACUUUCAAUUACAAGGAUAGUUGCUCCAAUUGUACCGCAUUUGGCUGAGGAUGUCUGGCAGCAUCUUCCUUUCCCCUAUACUACUGAAGAUGGAAAUGUUGCCAAAUUUGUUUUUGAGUCAGGUUGGCCAGAAACAAAUGAAAGACAUCUUUCUUUCCCAGAGGAAGGGGUUGAUUUCUUGGGGAAAGUUCUUGAGCUGAGAACUGAAGUGAACAAAGCUCUGGAAGUCGCCCGUGCUGGAAAAUUGAUUGGUGCCAGUUUAGAGGCAAUGGUCUAUCUACACACUUCUGAUAGUAAACUCGCUGCGCGUCUAAAGGAAGCCACUUGUGAGCCCAAAACCAAUGCUGAUGAAUUGAAACGGAUCUUCAUAACAUCCCAGGUGGAGGUUCUUCCAUCCUUGGAAGAUGAAAGGGUUAAAGAUAUAGAGUACACGGGAGAGUGUAUUAUCCAAGGGGGAAGUAAAGUAUGGAUUGGCGUGUCACGCGCGAAGGGUGAGAAAUGUGAAAGGUGUUGGAACUAUUCGCCUCAAGUUGGUUCCUUUGAUGACCACCCUACACUUUGCACACGAUGUUACCAUGUCGUAGUCACUGAUCAACAGUCUCCUGAUGCUGAAUGUGCGGCAGACGACAGCUCACAAGAAGCAGUUUAAAGUGUCUGUGUAAUUAUGCCAGUGCCGUGCAGAACUAUAUCCACUGCAUUAAGUUGUGUUAUAAUCACUUGCCUCACUUGGACAUUCC
Cuscuta campestris is the source of this 3551-nucleotide messenger RNA. Lineage: Eukaryota; Viridiplantae; Streptophyta; Magnoliopsida; Solanales; Convolvulaceae. The record is from the annotation of a GenBank genome assembly.